Varroa destructor (honeybee mite) is the source of this 4975-nucleotide messenger RNA. RefSeq names its product methyltransferase-like protein 22. Gene Ontology annotation, biological process: protein methylation. Gene Ontology annotation, cellular component: nucleus. The record is from RefSeq and is a predicted model, not a curated record. NCBI's taxonomy places the organism in Eukaryota, Metazoa, Arthropoda, Arachnida, Mesostigmata, Varroidae. Gene Ontology annotation, molecular function: protein methyltransferase activity.
CUAGUUCGUGCACUGUACCACGUACUUCAUGAGAUGAGUUAUCGACAGUUCGAUAUAUGUGAUCUUCAAAAUCUCAGCGAUUUUUUCUAUCCCUUUGGCUUUCCACUUUUUCGUUUAUAAGCUGCUUCCCUGUAAAAGAUGCCGUCUAGUUUCUUGACUAUUUUCUGGAGCCUAGGACAUAUCUCAUAAACCGAAUUGCUAAAAGUUCCAUUUAAGUGUUUUUUAAGUUAGGUAUUUCCUUAUCUACAAGCCCUGCCGCAUCAUUGAGUGAUUUUCCCACAACUCCUUGAUUGUUCCAUAAAGCUUAUCACAAAGCUUACGGAGUGCAUCAUUAAGGACACGAUUCAAGUGGCCUUCCGGGUUGGAGGUCUUAUGAGCAUUAUUAAUUAAGCUGUUAUCAAAGGUCGCCUUCAGCUGCAUUACAGUUUCGCGGCAACUAUUGAUCAAAAUAUUACGAAACUACUCCUUAAUAACUUCAUUUACGUGAUCUAGACUUUCUUUGGUCGUUUCGUUAACAAUCGGUUUGACUGUUUUGAUUCGGUAAUACGUCUUGCUCAGUCUCAUGUCUUUGUUCAGUUGGCUCAAGCCGACUUCUUUGAUUCAAUGUUUAAUAACGUCGCUAACAAUAACGUUGUUUUGGCGUAUUGUCUUGUUGACGUUACGGUGCACAUUGCCAAUGAGUUCCUUAUUUGACUCGAUAAAGUCACGAACACUUUGGCUCUUAUUCUGCAGGGAAUUGAUUUUCUGAGCUGUAGCCGGCCGUAAACGGAUUACACCACAGCACAUCUAAAUGCAUGUUAAGUGUAUUAAUUGUUGUUUUUGUGAAUUUUACAAAUUUCUGUGUUAUACUUAUUAGUCAAGCGUUAACUACUAGAUCGGUUUUCUACCGAAUUCAGGGACGGUCAGAUAUACGCAUAGACCAAUACUUGUAGCCACACUAUAGCAAAAAGACCCUGAGGGUUAUCCGCGCGGAAAAUUUGGGAAAAUUGUCCAUUUUUCCCAUGAAAAAGUACACUUUCAACACUCUAAAACCACCUUGUCCAAAUGAGUUCACUAAACCGAGUAUAAGGUUUUGUGUUAUUUUCACUAGCUCGAAACAGUACCGCUAAGAUUGGUAUCCUUUCCUGUUUGGUAAUGAAUUACCUACUGGUUUACGUAAUUAAGGCCUAUCGCUAUAUCUAUUAUGUAUUUUGAUUGACAUUGAUUGUACUGAUAUCAAGCAAUUUGUAUAAAUUGUAAGUUCUAUUUGACGAGGCAGAGAACAAUAAGAAAAAAACAACUUAAGAGAUGUCUUCUAGUUUCUUUAUUGAAUUUUUUUCAUCAUUUUUUUUUGGAAAUGGACUAGCAAAAUUUAAGCAGUAGAAUUGACAAAACAAUUUAAAGCGUCGUCAGAUUCAUUUUUGUGGGAAAUUUGACAAUCUACCUUGGUAAGCAUGAAAUAAGGUAGUAUUAUGAGUAACACGAAUCACAAACCAAUUAAUCAUUUUAAUUUGCUUUAAUUUCGAGGGUCAACUUUUGCAGUUAAAGUAGGUGAAUAACAAACUUAAAAAAAUAACUCUAAUUUUUCCUUUUACUAUAACAAUCUGAUGUUUUGUAAGCGUGCAAAUAUAUAGGUGGGUUCUUUAAGUCUACCGUAAAGGUAGUUUAGUUGAAUCCACCAUUUUUGUUAUGAACGAAACCAGAAGAUAAAGGUACUGAUUGUAUCAGAAGGUGUAUAGCCCAAACAAGAUCCAAUUGUGUAUAAAAUACAUUAGACAAAAUUGUAUCUCUAUUACGGCAGUCGAAUAAUAUUAAUUCUUUGUGAGAAGGCUAUGAGAAGUAUAAACUUGGAGGCAGACGAAGAAGUAACAAAUGAGUUCGCUUUACUCCAUAAGUUUUUCUAUAGAAGUAUCAAUACCGUAUUGACACUAAAUAUUUAGCUAACCGAUGCAGCAAUUGAAUCUAAGGCCUAAAUAAUAUUAUAAUAUUGACGAUGGGGAAACGUAAACAGCAUCAUUUGCGAUAAAAGCAAACGAUAUCCAGGCUGGGAUCUCUCCAGCCAUAAUUGACGAGAUGCCAGUUGUGUGUCCAUGCAAACUGAUAUUAACUGGUUAAAACAGUAAAGCUACAUUUACAUGCAAUCUACCUAUCGACAAGCUUGGUUUAGUCAGCUGACUUCACAUGCAAAAUCUAGAACAUGGGCUGAAACAAAUGCUUAGAGGUAUUAGCCAGAGGUUCUCCACGCUGUAUCAGAUUCCUUCCUGGGAUGUUCCGCUGGCAUACGCGGAAAGACUAUUUCAUAUGGAUUCCGCUUUUAACCGACAACUAUAAAACUUAAUUAUAUAGGGUGAAUUAAAAAAUGAGAAAAGUGAUUUUCGAGCCUACGAGGUUUAGCUCAGCGAAUAAAAAAGGCUAGAGUCCAAUUCUGAAGAACUGGUGUGCUUUCUGAUCAAAAUGGGUCUUCAAAUGCAGGUUAAUAAUCAAAUGCCCAAAAUGGUGGCGAAGAUUGUGAGUGUUAUGUUUACUCAGCAGGUGGCGGUGGAAUCGUCGAUGUGAUUGCGUAAACCUGUAAAUAGCAAGAUAAUAGGAGUAACUUCGCAAAGCUUUACGAAGGCUUGCCUAGCUACCGUCUCCGACUGACCUAAAACCGAAACAUCCACAUUACCUACUCUUAUGAAAGGACCCCUAACUGAUCUGUGGGUGGCUGUCAAGGAGCACGUUAGGGAUGUCCAGACCUUUCAUCGACUUAGCACUACUCACUCUUGUGUAGGACAAACCGCUUCCAAGAGUUAUGAGAGGCCUUUGGCCUAGCAGGCAUAAAGGAAACAUAUGGAGGACCACGAAACUGUCCUCUCGGAGGUUCAUGUCGGGAUUCCAGGCGUCAGCUCAACAGCGACAAAUAUCAUUUCUCGUUUUGAGUUCGCUGUGCCCCGCGUAGCAACAUCGCCACUGGUGCGGCCUCAAUUGACACGAUCUUUUAGUAAGGACAGCAACGAGAUGGACACUGAAAUGUCAGCUCAAACAAUUUCUAUCGGUUAUGCUGUCGGUACCACGGAGUCAGAAAGCACAACGAUGAAGCUCUUAAAGCUAGAGAAUCCUUCCGGGGACAUGAACGAGAUAGAUAAAUAUUCAAAGGCCGACGAGACAACUGCUGCAGAUCAAUCUCCACCUCGUAAAACUCGGGCUAAUGAAGUGAUUCUCAUUGAACACCACAUGGCAACCCAUCUAGUCAAAGUCGGCCUUCAGGUAUGGCCAGCAGCGCUCCUCAUGGCUGAUUUUCUAAUUCAUCACGGCAGCAGGUGGAAAAAUUGCAUUAUGCUCGAGCUUGGUGGGGGAGUUGGACUAUGUGGUAUUGUGUCGGCCAUGUUCGCUCAACGAACGAUUUGCAGUGACUACCUAGCAGAAAUUGUUGAGUUAAUGAAACGAAAUUUCCAAAGAAACUCAACCUUGCUCAAAGGCGAGUACGAGUGCCGUCUAAUCGACGUGAGGUUUCCCUUAUUAACUAGCUUGAAGUCAUCGUAUUCUUCGUCUUCAACGUUAGCUGGUGUCACCGACAACGAAAUGCCAGUCUGUGAUGUGAUCUUCGCGUCGGACAUCAUCUACAGCGAUGAGAUUACCGAAGCAUUGAUGACCUAUGUUAAGAGUCUUCUCCGGCAACGGCCUCGGCGUGAAUUCUAUUUGUCGUUAGAGCGCAGACUGAAUUUCACGACGAAGACGCUCACCACUUCCUGUCCAGCUUAUGAUUAUUUUGUAGAGCUAUGUCAUCAGUUAUGUCUCGCAAGAGAGAGCGUUGAUAUUAGUCAAAUGCCAAGCUAUUUUCAGUAUGAGCGUUCUGCGUACUUGGAAAUGUAUCGCAUCACGUUAAUGCCCAACAAUAAAUAGCUUUUUUUGUUAGCUGAAGGCAGUAAAAUGGGAGACGAUAAUAAAUUUGAAUGAUUUAUCGAUUUAAAUACAUAGCGUACAGCUUGUAAGAUUAUAUGCGUGGCUUCGUGCGUAUGCGAAGGCUGGGCUUCAAGCAAAGGUGAGGUGGUGGACGAAGCGAGUUGAGCGAAUCUAAUAUUUCGUUGUCCGUAACAGAAUUAGACUGAGUGGUAAGUUUACAAGUAAAUAUAUUAUUGUGUAAGCUUCAUAAUGUUGAAGUCAUUGAAGUAAGUUUUGGGUGACCAUAAUUGUAUGGUAAAAAAAAACUAACGAUUUAAUAUCAACACGUUGUCUGAAUCUUCUGUUGGUUGCAUUGUGUGAGACUCUACAUGAUUUGAACUCGCAUAGAACUUCAAUGACCGAAUAAAUACCCGUUGAUAUGUGUUAUCGCUUCCAUUGUUUUUAUCACUAUAAAUAUCUAGCAAAAAUAUGUCCUGUUAUCAACGAAAUUUCCGUAGACAACUGAUAGGGCACAAUUGGGUGUUUUCAUCUGAUUGUUUCCCAAAUGAAAGCGAUCGUAUCCAAAGGUGUCAAGAAAAAAUACCGACUUUUAAACACCGCUUUAGUCUUCUGAUUUAAAAAUACGUUCUUCGUUCAUAAACGUCGGUAUACAUUUGGCCAAGAGACAUUUGGGUCAUUUGGAAUCACUUCCACAGUAGAGGACGCAGUGAAGACGAUUCAUAUAGCGACGCUGUAGAAUCGCGCAGUGGAGAAACUAGCUCUAGGCCCAGUGGGCCUGUACAGAUUCGUCCUUUGACCUAUGCAGUGUUUAAUCCUGGUGCUAUCUAUAGUCAGGCUGUAGACAGGGUUGCUUAACCUUGUAGCAGAGGACAAGCCACCUUUGUGUGAUGCGCAUAUGAGUGGAGAACUGGGAUAAUUUGAAUUACGCUGGUGCGUUCGGUGACAGGUGAGUGGAUAGAAGAGCAGAGGUUAGAAAAAUUAAUUCUGGUCUUAAAAGAUAUUUAUGCCCACGUGACACAGGUCUUUAUAGAGUAUAUGCGCUCCGAACUGCAAACUAUCGGUAUUCUGUUUUAGAUUGUUACUACCUAACAAAUACUAGCCACUAAUAUCAGAU